AUGAAGAAUAGGCAAGAACCGCCGAAACCUCCAUCACCAAAGAGAACGGUUAAUGUCAUAAGUGGAGGGGAGGAGAUCAAUGGCGUAACAUAUACGGCAGCAAAGAAGGUGUCAAAAAUCACAGUCACCCAUGGGAAACGAGUUCGUCAAGUUUUGGAAGAAGAUAGUAUAACAUUGAUGAUGCAUAUAGUGGUAAACGAGAUGCAAGCCAUUGAUAAAUUGGUAUCAAAAGCACGGACCUUGUCUGGUUUUGACAACUCCAGCGUUGUAACAAAAGGGGAGAUAAUACUCAUCACAUUCGCGGAAGGAGUAGUCAAAGAUACCAAAUUUCAAGUGAUAGAAAUGGACAUGGCGUACAAUAUGAUUCUCGGCAGACCGUGGAUUCACGAAAUGGAUGUUGUUCCGUCUACCCUACACCAAGUUAUCAAGUUUCCUUCACAAUGGGGAAUACGACAAAUCCGUGGUGAUAAACAGGCUUCUCGAAGCAUUAACUCAGUGCCAGAUUCAAGCACGAAAAGCGACGAAAAAUAG
Nicotiana attenuata is the source of this 531-nucleotide messenger RNA. RefSeq lists its product as uncharacterized. The record is from RefSeq and is a predicted model, not a curated record. The transcript has 2 exons. Bases 1 to 531 code for a protein of 176 amino acids. Lineage: Eukaryota; Viridiplantae; Streptophyta; Magnoliopsida; Solanales; Solanaceae.